AUUUACUUUUUGCUUUUGGAUUGGAACAGUAUCUUUUCCAAAAGAUUAUGUCUGUAAAGCUUCCACACCCUGUGGCAGAAAGGCUUGGAAUGGAAUGGUUUUGCUUGUGUUCAGUUUCAUGUAAUGACACCUGCCUUGCUCUCUGCUUGAGCUCUCUGCUUUGAACUUCGGGUUCCUUGGUAGGAAUCAUAACAUCCAUAUAUAUAUUCACUUAUUGGUGCUUAAAUGAAAAGCAUAUGCAGUGGCAGUUUUAUUUGUAACUUAGGUUGUUGUCUUUUCAGUGUAUCUUUAAUUAGAAGUGCCUGCUAUCUUUCAGACACGCUCAUCCCAGGACCUCAGCAUCUAGAAUGUGGUGCUACUUCUUCUCAAGCUUUUGUUAAUGCCAAAUUAUUUAAAGCAAAAACAAUAAAAAGGGAGGCUCUCUUUUUAGAUUUAGCCUUUGUUGAACAGUGCUGCCAGAAAUCCUGCAUUUUGUCUGAGCUGGCUUUAUGUAAUGGCUUCUCAGUGGUGUUACUGUGGCGGCAAGGAAGCAGAUGUGAUCAAGUGCAAGUGAUGUUUGUGUUUAGUUCCCCUGUACAUACCCAAAGACUUCAGAGCUGGAUAACUUCUGAGCUGCAAGGUCCGUAUCCCCACACCCCACCCCACCCCCGGGUUAGAGAUCUGCAUGGAAUUGUUUUCUGCUUAAUCUCCAUUGAGGCAGGUGCUUCAGAGUAAGUUGUCACAGUGUUUCAUUCCCUAGCGCUUAAGCUGCAGAAUGGAUGUUCUGCAGGUGUUGGCAUUUUCCCUGGGGAGAGGGAUGAGUUGUGAGAAUUGCUUCACUUGAAUCCCCCUUAGGGCAGGUAAAGCCUGUUGAUAAGUCUGUGUCCUAAGAUAAGCCACAAAAACGUGAUGUUUCUUAGCUUUCGUGGAUGAAGAAGUGAGAGUCUCACAAAUAAAGGCUGUUCUGCCUCUGAGCUUGUCAGGCUUUUGAGCUGAAUAAAUAAGUGCUGUUUUGCAUUAACUAGAGCAGAUGUUGCUGCAUGAGGACACACUUCUCAGUAGUGAGGAAGAUGGACUUGGUGAACUAAAGGAAUUCAGGUGUGUGGCCUCAUCCUGCCUCCUUAAGAUGCCAUUGUUACCCAUGCUGAACUAUUCACACGCUACAUUUUCUAGGAAUGCUAAGUUUGUAGGUGAAAUCCAUAAAAAGCAAAGGGAAUGUGUUGCUGAAGGUGGUAUCUGCCUCACGGUCUUUCUUGCUGGAGUGGCUGAAUUGUAGCAGUAGGAGCUGUAUUUGGUAGGUGUUGCUAUGAAUUCUGAAAAAUACUAUGCCAUGUUCUGGUUGGUUGUGUCAGUACUAUGUCUUCCAGAAUACAAAGGCACUUCAGAGUGAGCGUUUGAAGGGUUGUUUCUUCAUUAAGACAAAAUGCAAAUACUGCGUGACCUCAAAACGGGGGAAAUAUUGUCCAUGGAGUAGAAAAAGGGAGUGCUCCCAUGUGUAGUAAAAUGAGGAAGAAUUCUACAAUUGCUUCCUAUUCCAAAUAUGACACCAAAAAAGCAGUAAUAAUGUAAAGGCUUUAAACUGCCAAGGAGUUUGACCUGCUUACGUUAAAUUCUUGCUCUGGAUUCUUUUCUAGAGGAGUCCCUCUCCUUUCUCUGAUGGAGACUAAUCUUCAGGGGCUAAAGUUUGCUGCUGUUCCAUUUCUACAUGCGUUUGUGCGAGCAUGGGACCCCGAGAGACAGCAGUGUUAGUGCUGUAACCGAGCAGAAGUAUUCAUAAUCUCAGAGGUGAAAAGCACACUCAGGAUGACAAAUGUAUUUGUCUUUUUAAUAAGCUUUUAGGAAUUGUUUCCCUUUGUCUUUUCCCCUCCCCAGGCAGAAGUGAAUUCAGGAAGAUGGGACUGCCGUGUCAUAAAGCUGACCCACUGUGCCGCCUCUCAGCAUUUUCUCUCAUUUGCAGGGAAGGCACUCCCUCCUCUUUCCCAUAAGUCUGUCCCUAUCCUUGCUCUUUUUAUGGGUUUAUACAGGAUUUCCUGCUGAGUCAAUGGAGGAGGAAUGCAGGGAGAUAGCGGUCUGGCUUUACGCAGGGAGCCAGAGGGUGUUGCAGCUCGGCGGAGGCAGAAGUCAGCACUGCCUUUUGACUUAUAUGUAUGUUCACAGCGGGAGCUCCGAGGGCUGCGGCCCCCAGGAUCCCAGCCCGCUGCUGGAACGGCUCGGUGGCCCCGGAGGCGCUGGGGACAGCUCGGGAUGUCCUUCCUCUGUAACCGCUAAACCUCGGAGCCCUCCACUGAGUCCCUCCAUGUCUGUAGCCACCAAGCAUUUUUCUCAUCAUGAGUUCUGAGUUAAAUGUUCCAGUGGAUCCUUCCACUCCUGCUUGCUGCUCUGAACCUGGCACAAAAGGCAUGGAUUAUCGGGACUGGGUCCGGCGCAGCUAUCUGGAAUUGGUCACAUCAAACCACCACUCUGUUCAAGCCCUUUCAUGGAGAAAACUGUACCUGAGCCGAGCCAAACUGAAAGCUUCCAGCAGAACCUCUGCUCUGCUCUCUGGAUUUGCAAUGGUUGCCAUGGUGGAGGUGCAGCUGGAGGUACAGUACAAGUACCCCCAGAUGCUGCUGAUUGCUUUCAGUGCCUGCACAACAGUGCUCGUGGCAGUUCAUCUCUUUGCCCUUCUCAUCAGCACCUGCAUUCUGCCUAAUGUGGAAGCAGUGAGCAACAUCCACAACCUGAACUCCAUCAGUGAGUCCCCGCAUGAGCGCAUGCAUCCCUACAUCGAGCUGGCGUGGGGCUUCUCCACCGUCUUGGGGAUCCUCCUUUUCCUUGCGGAAGUUGUGCUUCUGUGCUGGAUAAAAUUUCUGCCUGUGGGCUCCAUCCUGAAAAAUGAGACCACCAACGUUGAGAAGCCCAGCGGCCAUGCAGGUUGGCAGUCAGCGCUGGUCUCCACCAUCAUCAUGGUCCCAGUGGGUCUGAUUUUUGUUGUCUUCACCAUUCACUUCUACCGCUCUUUGGUGCGGCACAAAACGGAGCGCCACAACCGAGAGAUCGAAGAGCUUCACAAACUGAAAGUGCAGUUAGACGGGCAUGACAGAGGCAUGCAGGUAGUGUGACAGAGGCAGAGGCUGCUUCCAGCAAAUCCGCUCAGCUAAGGCUAAGAGCAAAAUACCUGUUUUGCUAGUUGGUGAGACGCACCAGUGAUGGAUUGUCUUGAGGCUUAAAUAUGUAAAUGCUAAUUGCCUGCCAUAUAUAGCUGUGGGUUCUAGUGCUGUUUCAGAUGCUGAGGUCUCUGGCCUGUUUCUGGUCCUACACACUUGCGUACUUAAGUUGACACUGUCAUGGAGUUCAAGAUCAAAACUUUAUCUACCUUAACAUUGUUUCAGGUAGCCAAAAAUCUGUAUUUUUUACAAAGGCAAUAUUCUGUUGCCAAAAGUAAAACUGCAUCAGCUGUCCAAAAAGCCAGUGUGUGUGUGUGUAGGACCUGUCUUAUGUGUCAGAACUCCCUGGCUGUCAGUGCAGCAGCAAUUAACUGGCAGCUCGUUUCUAGAGCUGAGCUGGUUAACGUGGGUAUCUGCAGCUGACUUGAGGAUGUCCAGGAAAGCGCAAUAGAAAUGGCGAGUGUUGAUCACCUUUGUUCCAAAGCAAGUAUUCCAUAAAUACAUAACCAGAAGGAAAUCGGCCUUAGCUCUUAUGUUCUUUUCUUGCUAUUCCUUACUACAUUUUUACAGCUGGGGAGAUAGAAUUUUGAAUUGCAGGAGACUGGGAAGUUCUGUCGUACUUUUUUCAGCAACAUCUGUCACUUUAGACUGAAUGAAUGCCAAGAUCAUGUGUUUUUUCCCAAUAAGAGACAAGAGUGCCCAGGGAAGGCUUACAGGUGUUUUAGUUUUAACAAGGACAUUCUUAAAACAGAACAGUGACAGAGAAUUUAAUGAGACAAAACUUUGAAGGACUAGAAAAGCAAGUUUCAAGGAGGUAAGGAGUGACAGCAUAUAGCAUAUUGUAGAAAUCUGUCACUAUGUCGUCUUCGUUUAUGUAUUGUUGUAAUGCCUUUUGCCUGGUUUGCUGGAGAGAACAAGCCCCAGUCCUGCGUGUUUCAUCAGUUGUUUGGUUGUUUUUGUCAGCUGUAGCAUUCAUCUGUCAAAACCGAAUGCUUCCUUCUCCCUCCACCAAAGCAGGCAGCUCUUCUGGUGGAACCUGGAGCUGUACUGGCGAGUCUGAUGGAGCUGGAUCCGGCAGGAGAGCUGUGUGCCAUUAAAGAGCUAUCACGUUUCAUUUGAGCUGACUUUUUUUUUUUUUUCCAGCAGCAGAGAAAAUGACACUUGCAAGUCUGUAUCGCUUAGCAAGGGAAGCUUGUAAAUUCUAUAGCAUCCUUGUGAGUGAAAACGUCUGUAAAAAUGAUUUUAUGAUUUAUGGUAACUUUGUGGAGGGAAAAGAGUGUUUUGCAAUCAUCAGCUCUUUUAAGGGAAAGUAAGGCUUUCUGCCACACAGGGCUGAAAGAAGCACAAGCACAUUUUCUUGGCCCUGAUCUGUGCUGAUCUCCUGCUCUGCACUCAAACAUUGCAGUUUCAGAGUCUCCCAGGCUUUAUAGGUUUCUGAAAUCAUUAAGGAUGUUUGUAAUGUUCUAUUUAACCCUGGUCCCUUAUUCCACCGGGAUUUGAGAAAUCUAAUGGCAGUGUAUUACAUGUCAGCCUCCCAGAAGGGAGAGUGCAUGCAAAUCCCAGUGCAGCGGGGUGAGACUAUCCCAAUAUUCCUCUCUGGCGAGGGCCUUGGGAACCCAACUCUUAUCUCUCUUGUUUACAUGCGAGUUUGAGCAUUGCUGAACAAGUUGUUUAGCACCGUGUCUGUGGCUUUCAUCUGUUGUUCUUGCCACAGUUGGCAUGUACCAUAUUGGCUGAUGUGCCGCAAAGAAAAUAGUCUUUGUGUGCUUAAAUGACUAGUCUGUACUUAGGCACAUACGCAAAAAAUAAGGAGUAUCCUUCAGGAAGUGGGUGGUCAUAAAAUUCAUACCAUCUCCCCAGAAGUCUGCCUUCUCUCCCUCCUCUUUUUACCAUAAUAAAAAUCAAAGGUUUACACAACAAAAUCAGAGUUGAGUUUUCUGCCAAGUAUUACACGUGUAAGCUCUUCUACCAACAAAAUUUCUAUUGUGAGGCCAGAGCCAGACCAGAUGGGAUGAAUCUCUCAUCUGUACUUUGCACUCUCCUUUAACAUCAGUAAUAAUAGGACUCUGUGUGCUGUGGAGCUCAGGAGGUUGUUGAGGAAAGUAUAGAGUCAUUUUUGCAAUAAAAAAAGUUUCACAGUGUGCAUACAGUGCUGCAAAAGCAAUGCAGCUCAUUUGGAAACAGCCAAAUGGUUCAUUUAAUUCUUUGCAAAUAUAAUAAACUUCAGCAAAUGGAGAAAUGCAGCAGAAACUGUGCUUUGAUUUUGUAGAAUAACUUGGUGAGUCUUUGGUGGGAUUGGAUGCAAGAUAAGUCUCAAGGCAGCACAUUUGUGACUGGAGUGGGAUUGCCUUACUCCAGCAGGGAGUCUGAGGUACGGUUUGAGGUGGUGUCCCAAGGGUGAAUGCACUUCAAACAGAAUAAUAAUGUGCUUUCCCAUCUUUGCUUGCAGCUUUGUUUCUUGUGUCUUUCUCGGCACUGAGUUCUCCCUUCUGUGAGAAGCCCAUGGGAGUAUUUUUGCUCUUUGACUCUGGCAUCUGGGAUCUCUGUAGGUUACCCAUCACCUUCGUGCUGUAACUCCUCUUCUUCUUUCCCAACAACAGCAUUUGCUUUUCUUGCUCCUGCCUCUCUUUCUCCAACUUGUUUACAUUUUCACAGCUGUUGGGUCGAGACUUGUGUUGUGGAAAGAUUGCCUGUGGUAUCAGCCACCGUAGUUCAUCCGUAAAUGAGUAGGGACGUUGUACUUGUCCAGAUGGGUUUCUGUGCUGCUGUGCCAGAAGAUCCUCCUUGCUUCUGCUGCUGCCCCCGUGACUGUCAGCAGGAUUCCCAUCAAUCAAGCCUGGAGAUGCCUGCCUUUCCACACCAUCGCUGGUGUCUCAGCAGGGCUGGCAGCGCGCUGUGUCACGUCCAGGUUUGCCUGCUGGUGCCUGGCCACGUCUGACCUGUGCUGUCACCUCUCUGUUGUUCCCGGGGUGUCUGUCGUUCCUGGAGUGUCCCAGGUUUUGUGUAGCUCUGUUCCUGCAGUGCCUGCACAAUGGUUCUCCCAAGGGUCCCACCCUCAGGCUGGGGAUGGGUGUCGAGGAUCUCCCCUGACAUGUGUGUUAGGUUUCUGUACCAGCCUUGGGCUCUGGGGUGCUGUAGGGGUUUGGGGUGGCUGUUGCCCUAAUUCUCAGCUCCCGUGGGCUGUGACUCUUUGGACCAGUUAUUGCCUUGUUUGGGCCAUUUCUCCAAUUUCUGCAGUGGGGCUCGCCGCAGGGGACAGCCACGAUGUCGCUCCAGAGUCCUGAGUCCUCCUUCAGAUUUUUUUGGACAGUUUUUGCCUGGCAGAAAAACACCUUUGCGGGCUCCAGCGCUGGAGGGGCCCUGCCUGCCCAGCCUAAAGCGGGGAAGGAGCUGUCAAGGACAGGGGUACAGCCCUGCUUUGUAUCAUACCCAGGUACCUGCCCUGGUUUAGGGGACGAUUCCCCUCUCCUUCCCUCGUUAGCAGGAGUCAAGACUGGGCAUGAACGCAAGCCGGAGGGAGCUGUCGGAGCCGGAGCAGUAUCAGGUUCUCCCUUUGCUGUGGUUAGUGGCAGCUCUUACGCCUGUGAGCUGCCUAUUUUUAACGUUGCCCUGGGGCAGGCCUGGCUCUGGUAGCUGCUGCCCCGUUGUUUCGGUGGAUAUGUGACUCUCGGGGAGGCUUUAUGAUCGGGGGAGAUGGAGUAGAUGUUGGAUUCGACCGUCUGGGCCUGACCCACGUGAUGGAUGAAAGCAAUACUGUGCGAGAGCCCUGGGUGGAGCGUGCUCUGCAGUAAGCGCUCAAAUAUGUGGAAGUGUUUAUAGAGAGCUGGUGGGGUGGGUGCAGCUGCAGGGCGAACAUCCUUCAGUUCCCUGACUCUGGGAUGGGCAAUCCCAGCUUGCCACAGGGACGACUGCGCUGGGCUUGGGGAUGGAGGUGCAGGGUGCCCAGCUGGAUGUGGGACUGGUUGCUCACGCUUCACAUUCUCCUCUUGCCUUUCCGUGGCUUUACGCGGGAUUUCAUAAUGUCCUUUCUCUUCCUCCCCUCCCUUAAAACUAACAAACAAAAGGCCUUCGAGUUUCCCUGCUGCUGUUAGCUUCCUUAUCUUCUAAAUCUUGUUACAUCUACUUUUAAGAUAGCUUCUUCAGUAACACCCCCCAAGCUACAACCUCAAAUUCAGAUCCCAGCACAACUGGGCCAGUGUGGUUAUUUUCUGAUUAACUUCUUGCAGGCUGUCUCCUCUGUACCCAUUUCAAACAAAGCACUUUCAGUAAUUACUGACUGGCUGAAUUUGGAAAGCAUUCCCGUGAAUACCUGUGUGUACAACUGGGAGCUUUGCCUUCUGCCCAGGGUUGUAACAACGAGUGCUAAGUGCUAGGAGAAAAAAAAAAAACCAACUCUGUAUUUUAGCUUUGCCUAUUCUUGUUUUAUCUCUGCAUGAACAAUGUUUAAUGUAGAACAACUUAUGUAUCUCAGUUAUUGUCCAGCUGUGUGAGAGAAACUGGAUAAACUUGCUAUGUUUUACGCUUCUUGCUGA
Molecule: messenger RNA, 7657 nt
Organism: Harpia harpyja (harpy eagle)
Lineage: Eukaryota; Metazoa; Chordata; Aves; Accipitriformes; Accipitridae
Gene: ORAI2
Product: ORAI calcium release-activated calcium modulator 2
Exons: 5
Coding region: 2307-3080 (257 amino acids)
Biological process (GO): store-operated calcium entry
Cellular component (GO): membrane
Molecular function (GO): store-operated calcium channel activity
Source: RefSeq, a predicted model, not a curated record